UUUUAAGUUUGUUUUACAUAGGUAACUUAAAAUUUUUAUAAGGUACAGGCUGCGUUCCUUUUGAAGUUUACAAAGUUGUGAGCAUUAUUUCAUCCUUGUUGUGCAUUAAAUAUUAAACAAGAACAAAUAAUGGUUACAAGCAUUAUUAGUAUCAAAGAAAACAUAUCAAUUAUUAGUAUAAAUUAUCGAUUUAACUAUAUCACUAUAUCACUAACAAUAAGUUAAAUGCCGUUUCUAUUAAGUUUCCCCUUUUUUUCUUCAGAAACAAAAGAAUAUUUUCUCUCGAGCACAGAGCAAAAAUAAAUACUAAUAACAUGUCAAAACAGAAAUAAAGUUUUUAAUUUUCAAGAUAUUAAUUAAAGAUAUUAAUUAUGCAUUUUUAAAUAAUCCGUUUGAUUGUUGAAUCUCAUUUUAGACGUAGGUGUUACAAUUCUAUACAUUUAUACGUCAGCAUGACGAACCUUUUAACGACAACCAAACAGGAAGUAAAAAAAACAUUCAGAACGGAUGAGUUAGCAACAGGCAUAAGGUAUGAUGACGUGUACAUCUCACCGAGUCAUAUAAAAUUUAACGAAACUUUCGAAGGAGUUACGCAUCGGCAGCGUAUUACUAUCAAGAAUGUCGGGUAUAAACCUGCGCUUAUUAAAAUUAGUCAUCCAAAUUCCAUAGCUUUUCAAGUAAAAGCUUUUAAAAGUGGCAUAUGGGUGAGUCCUGGAUUAAGUAUAACAACAUAUGUAACUUACACGUUCAAAAGAACGUCUAUAUCCCAUGCAAUAAUUCCGAUUGAGAUCAAUGGAAAGGUAUUCGAAUAUUACGUGACAUCUACCCGAAUCACUGAAUAUAUCAGUAUUGAACCGAAGUUAAUAGAUUUUGGUACUAUUGACAUUGGUUAUUCGUCCGGUAUAAAAAUAAUAACAAUCCGUAACGAAGGAAAUAAAAGUACCAGAUUUUCAAUUGAUAUUGGGCCAAAUGAUCUAGACUUGGUAAUAAAGCCUCUUCGUGGAAAAAUCGGUCCAGAAAAAGAAGUAAAACUUCAAGUCGAAUUAAUAGGCGUAAAUGAAGGCAUCUUUUGCAAUGAAUUUUGGAUUAAGUCCACUCCGAAUAUACGUGUUCCCGUCAAAGUGCACGUCAUCAUACCGAAACUGGUAGUUUAUCACCCAAAUACAACCGGAGAUUUCACCCUCAUCGAUUUUCCACCUACAGUAGAAAAUACCAAUAGGUAUGACACCUUCGUCCUACGUAAUCUUUCGUCUCGAGCAUCCAGUUACGUUGUCCUCGGUGAAAUCGAUAACAAAGUAAAAUGCAUUCGGGAUAUUCGCAAUCAAUACCCGAUUUUUAAUGUCUUUGAGAUUCAGCCUCUCGAAGGGCGAAUAAAUCCAUUUCAAGGUAUCAUCUUUGAAGUAAAAUUUUCACCAAUGAAAACAUUAUUGCAAAGGGGAAAAGAACAAGAACAAAAGCCGCCGAGAAAAUGUAAAGAUCCAAGUUGGCAAAUUACGGAUUUUAUGCAAUUUAUCAGAAUAGUCAAAGUACAUUUUAGAGAAUCGAAAGGUACCAAUGUGUUCCCUUUGAUUUAUUUGCAUUGAGAAAUCAACUAAAUAAAUU
Messenger RNA from Monomorium pharaonis (pharaoh ant), 1602 nucleotides. RefSeq lists its product as uncharacterized. The record is from RefSeq and is a predicted model, not a curated record. Lineage: Eukaryota; Metazoa; Arthropoda; Insecta; Hymenoptera; Formicidae. The transcript has 7 exons. The coding region runs from base 453 to 1583 and encodes 376 amino acids.